AUGGGUCAAGGCUUUAGCAACGACAUCAGUGCAGGCGAGCCUUCUUCCGGGCAGAAAGCUCUCACUAUAUUUACGAUGUCUGACGGCGUGCUGAGUCCUAUUCCAGCAGUAGUUUUUUUUCGAAACCCUUCUAGUUUUAUGAGCGAUCCAAUAAUUCUAAUGGAACCUCCAAAUCGAGAAAUACCUCGAAAAGGAGAAUACAUAUAUCCUAAAGUAAGCUAUGUUGAAACAGUUAGGCAUUUACAUCAAUAUUUUCGAACGUCUGUGAUUAAUUCGACAGAUAAUAUAAAAAUUUGGAUCUUCACUCCAAUAUCACAAAACUCAGACGAACGAAACGAAAUGAUGCAUAUCGUUAAAUCAAUUAAAUUUCAUAUUUAUUCUUCAAAUGUAGUAAUCGCACUAGAAUCAAUAUUCUCAGAAUCCGUUCUUCCCAAAUCAAUAUCAGAAGCCUUUAAGAGAACUCCAGCGGCUGCUAGAACCCGAGAAUUAUUAAAUUUCCAGGGGUUACGAUACGCCCCAAUUCAACUUUCUUUAGAUACGAAUUCUCAAGAAUCAUAUACGCCACCCUCUUCUCCGCUCUUCGGAUCUAGUGUAUUUAAAGAUACUGUCGAUUUCGUGAUGGACGGAUUAUACAUUUCAGGCGAAAUGUGUUCAUCCGAUUUAAAGCUAUUACAGAAUUUCCAAAUAACACAUAUUGUGAAUAUGAAUGCAAAACAAUCUCCUACGAGCUUCCCAGACAAAUUUAUUUAUUUCAACGUUCACAUUAUCGAUUCAGUCUUCGAAACACUUACGGAUGAGUUCUGGGAAGCUGUCAAGUUUACUGACGAAGCUAUCAAGUCCGGCGGAAAAGUUUUGGUUCAUUGCCGCAAAGGAAUUUCGCGUUCUGCUGCUUUAUGCUUUGCAUUCCUUCUAAGAUAUCGUGGAUACCAACCAGAUGAUGCAAUAAAGCUUAUACAGAAAGCGAGACCAAUGAUUUCGAUAAAUGAUGGCUUUAUGAAGCAAAUUCUUGAAUAUCAUAAGAAAUUCCCUACGAAAUAG
Messenger RNA from Trichomonas vaginalis G3, 1038 nucleotides. RefSeq names its product protein tyrosine/serine/threonine phosphatase protein. Gene Ontology annotation, molecular function: JUN kinase phosphatase activity. The transcript has a single exon. Bases 1 to 1038 code for a protein of 345 amino acids. Gene Ontology annotation, cellular component: cytoplasm. The record is from RefSeq and is a predicted model, not a curated record. Gene Ontology annotation, biological process: protein dephosphorylation; regulation of MAP kinase activity. NCBI's taxonomy places the organism in Eukaryota, Parabasalia, Trichomonadida, Trichomonadidae.